AUUAACUGAAAACAUCCGUCUGCGCGCUUAUCUAGUGAGCUCCUAAUCGCGUUGAAGUCUUCGUGUAAUGUAUUUUUAAUUAUUGGACACAAAACGAGGAAAAUAUGUUUAAGUCAAUGAUAUCUUGGUGCUGCAUAAUCGUGGUGUGUAACGGCCACGUGUUUGACAUUCUAUUGGACGAGUUCUGGCAGUGGCGCAUGCGCAAUAACCCUGAGUUCGCUAGUAACGUUGGCAACAGCAACUACACUGAUCUUCUUGAGGACUACAGCAUCGCGGCUAUCGACACGCGAAAGGAAUGGCUGGAUAAUUUUCUGACCAAGGUCCAAUCCUCCGUACAACGGAACUCGCUUGACGCAGGGGAGGCCAUCACGUAUGACGUACUUGUGGACACCAUUCAAUCAUGGCUAGACGGAUACGAGUGGAGAUAUUACGGACCCAUGAACCCCAUCAACAUCCUUGAAGGCAUUCAGUCAAACUUUGGCUCGCGAGCAGGACAAGUGAAAUUUGAGUCUUCAGAAAUGUUUGAGAAGUUUGCAAAACGAAUCAAGGCAUAUGGAGACCAGAUUGACCAGAUUAUAGUGCGGAUGAACAAAUCAAUAGAGAUGGGGACGACGUAUCAUUCGGUGUCUAUUUCGAGUGUACCGGCCGACCUGGAUAAAAUGCUGGCGUUUGAAGGGAACGUAACCGCCUUCCCUAUGUAUGAGCCGUUUGCGAGCAAACUGGAGGAGAAGGAACCAAAUUCAACAAUGCGAACCAUGAUCAAAGAAGAAGCAGCACAGAAUAUCCGUUAUCUUCUUGGUAAAGUCCGGACACUUAAAGACUUUAUUAAUGACAGGUACAUCCCCAACGUGAGAUCCACCCUGGGUGUGCUCAGCCUUCCCCGGGGUAAAGAGUACUACCGGGCGUGUCUCAAGUGGCAGCUCUCCACCGACAUAACGCCUCAGGAGAUACACGACCUUGGUCUUGAGAGGGUCAAUAUCACAUACAUGGAAAUGGAGAAGUUAACUAGAAAAGCUGGCUUUAAUGGGACGGUGCAGGAAUACUUCGCACAAAUCAAGGCAGAUAACACAAACUUUGAAGAGGACCCGGAUCGUGCACUGCAGAUGUUCAAGGACAUGAUGAAGGAGAGAGUGGAGCCUGUGCUGCACAGGUUCUUCGAAGACAUACCCGACGUCCCACUCGUCAUAGAGAAGAUGCCGAAUAAUGGACCCCUCGGUAUUUACAAGAACGGAGCCCCCGAUGGGUCAAGGCCAGGAGUCUUUUUCGCCAACGUCAACAAGAAAGUAUUGAAGAUGGAAAUCCCGGCGCUGCUGGCGCACGAGGCGGAUCCCGGACACCACUUGCAGGACGCGUACGCCCUAACGUCACCGUCCAUCCCCAUAUUCCGCCGCGCUACAGACUUCUCCAAGUACUUCGGCGCCCCACUGCACUUCCCCUUCUACACAGCCUACUCAGAGGGCUGGGGGUUAUACUCGGAGGACCUCGGUGAACAGAUGGGCAUGUACCACAACGACAAAGACAAGAUGGGAAAGUUGAGUCUAGAGAUAUUCAGAGCGGCACGACUGGUUGUGGAUACAGGCAUCCAUCACAUGGGUUGGACCAGAGACCAGGCGGUAAACUACAUGUUGAAGUACACAGCAAGCUCGCGCGCGUCCCUGGAGCGGGAAGUGGACCGGUACAGCACGUGGCCCGGCCAGGCCACCUCGUACAUGAUCGGCAAGCUCAAGGUCGUCGAGCUGAGGUUAAACGCCACUCGCGAGACAUGUGGUCACUUUGACAUCAAGAAAUUCCACAGCGUGAUUCUUAAGAAUGGCGCCAUGCCCCUCUCCAUCAUGGAGGACCUCGUGAACCAGUACAUCCGGGAGACGAGAGAAGCGCACAAACUUCCGGUGGACACCCGAGACUGCCCGGAAGUGGCAGCCGCUCACCAACAACUCUCUAGCGUUGUCAUGCUCAUCUGCUCAUUUUUCAUUGUCUUUAUAUUGAAUAGAUAAUUGUGCGGAUACAAGAUGAUAUUUUUUUUAUAUUUUAUAUACUAGAGUGUAGAUUUACUAACCUAUUUACACUAAUUGAAUUUAAUACUUGGCGAUGUUGUGAACUUUACGACUGUAUAUCUGUGUCAUUACCGGAAAAGCUAGUUUAAUAUUUAACUCUCAUUAUUCAAUUGGCAUCACGUUUUUCUGCGAUCCAAUCCAAUGGAGAAUUUUAGUAAAAAUCGUCAACCUGAAAUCUAGCUAAAGAACUUCAGCGAACACGUUAUAUAUUACCUUUUUGGACGUGUUAAUGUGUAGUAAACAUCAAAAAUAAAUAUCAACAUUAAAGUUAUGAAAGCCAGAAAUACCUGAAAACAACUUAAACUUUCCAUUUUCUCAAAUUAUGUUUUUGGUAUUACUGGCUGGAAUUCAAUCGACACACUAUAUGACACUAUUUGACAAAACAAUCAUAUAAAAAAAUAUAUGUACCAAACAGAAUCUCAAAAGACGACUAUUCUGGCCACUGUUAGCUUCCAAACGAUCAUGACAGUUUCUUAUAACUAUUUAUUACGACAGAGAGCAUUAACGCCAUACUAUAUACAGUCGAAUUCCGUUGGCUCGACCUCUCAGGGACCGGCGAAAAUACCUCGAGCCUCGGAAAUAAUCGAGCCAAGCGGGAUUGUUAACCUUCAAUAUAAAGACAUCGUUCCUCUACAUCUAGUUUGAGCCAACGAGGAAUUCGAGCCAAGCAAAUUCGAGCCAACGGGGUUCGACUGUAUAACGUAUGUUUAUUUUAUAUUUUAGCAUUUUAUUAUGUACCAUGCAUUUCAAAAGUAUUUUUAUCAUAAAAUGUCUAACAUUUUGAAUUAUACGGAGAUCUCGAUACUAGUAUUAUUUCACAUGCUUUUUAAGUUUGCUCUAUCUUUACUUUUCAUAAGUUCCUGAAGUUUGUGAGUAUUUGAAUGAGUUAUGUAGAAUUGGGUUGAUUCAUAUAGAUACACAACAAAAACACUCAAUAUCGUUGGAAUACCUAUCUGAAUAAAACGACGUUUUUUUAUUUGUCAAAUGUCAUUUUUUGCGGUUGGAUGCAUGUGACGUCGAUAAAACAAGUGACGUCAUCAACGAUACGACUGAUUCAUUCCACAAUCAAUCAAUUAUCAUCGGAGUCGUUUUUCCAGUGUUGUAGUUUAAUUAUCCCGUUACUUGAUAUUUCGACGCUUGAAUUCAUGACUGUUCUGAGUGUGUUUUGGUAUCGUUUUUCAAGCUCUAUUCUCACUAGCGGAUCCAGGGGGUGGGGGUGGGUGAAAAAAGUAAUAAGAUAUGCCCAAAAUGCACCAUUUUGGACGGAGGGGCGCAAGUCAAAGGGUUAAACGCCCAUUAGUUAUGCCCCCUCUAAAGCCGAAUACAGGAUCCGUCCCUGAUCAUGUAGUUGGACUUAGGACAGUCAGGAAGUCAAAUUAAGAGAGUUAUUCAUAAUUACAUUUUGUUUUAUCUCACAAUCUCCCGCUCUGAUAACUUCCAUGCCAUUCUAAAACAUUCAAUCCUUGUUUUAUUUUAUUUUGUACUGUAAAGUUAUGAUUAGUUUUUAAUUCUCUUAAGCAUAUCUGUAAUUAAUCAUUGUUUAUGAGUAAACGCAAUGAAAUAUUUCGUUUUCUCACUACUACUCCGAUCGUAUGUUGUUGGGUUUUUUUUAAAAGGUUAAAUUGAGCUGAUUUGUUUAGUAAUAUAAACAUAUGUACAUCCAUUUAGAAUUGCAUAAUAAUGCCAAGUUUUAUUUGAAAUUAAUCGUUUUUUAAUAAACUUAUAAACAUAGUUCGUUCUGACACGGCUAACCCUAUCGAACGUUUAUUAAAAAAAAAGGUGAACUGUGUUCAUCCAUGUAGAAGUGUACUACUAUGCAUAGUUUUAUAUGUAAUUAAUCAUUGUGUUUUUAAAGACUAAUAAACAUGUUUCGUUCUCAGAUAUCUAAGCCCGAUUGAAUGUUAUUUUAUAAAAAAAAAACACGUAAAUUGUGUUAAUUCAGGCAUAUAGUUAUAAUAUACACUUAUGUACACCAAAGUAGAAUUUCAUGAUAAUGUCAAGUUUUAUCUGUAAUUAAUUGUUGUUCUUUAAUAAGCUUACAAACGUUUUUGCGCUGCUGGCCGGAUCGAACGUUAUUUUAUUUUUUUUAAAAAGUGAACUGUGUUGAUUCAUUCAGUUUAUAUUUACACCUCAAUUUCCAUUCCUUAAUUGAAUGGCAUUUCGGCAAUUGCGAUUAUCAUCCGAUGAACGAAACGUCUUCGGAUAUAUAUGUCCUUAAAUAUUCACAUGUAUUCAUCUAUGUAGAAUUGUAUGACUAUGUAUAUUUUUAUAUGUGAUUAAUCAUUGUUUUAUUAAUAAACUUAUAAACAUGUCACGGUUUCACACCUCUUAGACCGAUCGAAUGUUAUUUUAUAAAAAAACACACCGUAAAUUGUGUUGAUUUGAGCAUAUAUACAUCUGUACUUGAAUGUGGAAUUGCAUAAUAAUGCCUAGUUUUAUCUGUAAUUAAUCGUUGUUUUUAAAAAAACUUAUUAACAUA
Molecule: messenger RNA, 4533 nt
Organism: Mya arenaria
Lineage: Eukaryota; Metazoa; Mollusca; Bivalvia; Myida; Myidae
Exons: 16
Coding region: 105-1994 (629 amino acids)
Source: RefSeq, a predicted model, not a curated record